This is a messenger RNA of Torulaspora globosa, 1557 nucleotides long. RefSeq names its product mitogen-activated protein kinase kinase MKK1 (gene MKK1). The transcript has a single exon. The coding region runs from base 1 to 1557 and encodes 518 amino acids. Gene Ontology annotation, molecular function: MAP kinase kinase activity; ATP binding. The record is from RefSeq and is a predicted model, not a curated record. NCBI's taxonomy places the organism in Eukaryota, Fungi, Ascomycota, Saccharomycetes, Saccharomycetales, Saccharomycetaceae. Gene Ontology annotation, biological process: protein phosphorylation; regulation of fungal-type cell wall organization; cell integrity MAPK cascade.
AUGGCUUCGUUAUUCAAACCCCCUGGAUCAGCGAGACGCAAUGACAAAUCACCGAAAUUGACUCUCCCGCCCUUGUUGAGAAACAACAAUGCAGCCUCUGGCAUCGGAGGAAAAGAUGUGGAGGGCGAUUGUACUAACAAACAGCCCUUGGAAAGCACCUCAUCCAUGAACUCAGCAUCUUCGGAUGCCACAUUGACGUACGCCAGCCAGCAACGAAACUACUCGACUUCACCAUCGGGUCCUGUGAAAAAUGUAAAGAAGAGACCAGUUCCGCCGCCCCUGCCGCCUUUGGUGCUUACGGAGAUAAAGCAGUCGCAGGGCAAAUCAUCAGGCGAGAACCUGAGCUCCGUAUCGGACUCUUUACACAAGCUACAGUUGAACUCGGAUGACCCUGCAAGCGGAACCGUAUCCCCCAACAUGAACCUGGAAAAUCAGGAAUCUCCAACGAGGCCCGGCACAAAUGUGUCGGUACCCUACCUCAGGAAGGAUUUCAACGCAUCUAUCGACUCGUACCCAUCAACUCUGAUAUCUGCCUAUGAGCAUAGUAGUCGAGACGCGAGUCCUGUCAAGAAGCCACCGGUGCCGAAGUCAGUCCCGCUGAUGGGGAAGGAUGUGGACGAGCUAGAUGAGGCGAGCUGGGAAUACCCGCAGCUGAAAGACGAGAUAGUCACUUUAGGGAUGCUAGGCGAAGGCGCCGGUGGUUCGGUCGCCAAAUGCAAACUCAAGACGGGCUCCAAAGUGUUUGCCUUGAAGACGAUCAACACUUUGAACAGCGAUCCCGAAUAUCAGAAGCAGAUUUUCAGAGAGUUGCAGUUUAACAAGAGUUUCGAAUCGGAAUCAAUCGUGAAGUAUUACGGGAUGUUCUCGGACGAGGAGAAUUCAACUAUCUACAUCGCCAUGGAGUACAUGGGCGGCAGAUCGCUGGACGCCGUCUACAAGAAUCUGAUCAGCCGCGGUGGCAGAGUCAGCGAGAAAGUCCUGGGGAAGAUAGCAGAGGCGGUGCUGCGGGGCCUGUCGUACCUGCACGAGAGGAAAAUCAUUCAUCGAGACAUCAAGCCACAGAACAUCCUGCUCAAUGACAAGGGACAAGUGAAGCUGUGCGAUUUCGGCGUCAGCGGCGAAGCAGUCAACUCGCUGGCGACCACAUUCACUGGGACUUCUUUCUACAUGGCCCCGGAAAGAAUUCAAGGCCAACCCUACAGCGUGACCUGCGACGUGUGGUCUCUUGGGCUAACGUUGCUCGAGGUGGCACAGGGAUGUUUCCCCUUCGGCUCGGGCCGAAUGACCGCCAACAUUGCCCCGAUCGAAUUGCUGACCCUGAUCCUCACGUUCACACCAGAACUGAAGGACGAGCCUGAGCUCAAAGUGAGCUGGAGCAGAGCCUUCAAGUCGUUUAUCGAAUACUGUCUGAAGAAAGACCCCCGCGAGCGUCCAUCUCCCAGACAGAUGAUACGACAUCCAUGGGUUCAAGGUCAAAUGAAGAAGAAGGUUAACAUGGAGAAAUUCAUCAGAAGUUGCUGGGACAAGAAUGAUGACGAACUGCACACAUAUAGCUAG